Messenger RNA from Acyrthosiphon pisum (pea aphid), 1877 nucleotides. RefSeq lists its product as uncharacterized. NCBI's taxonomy places the organism in Eukaryota, Metazoa, Arthropoda, Insecta, Hemiptera, Aphididae. The coding region runs from base 300 to 1805 and encodes 501 amino acids. The transcript has 4 exons. The record is from RefSeq and is a predicted model, not a curated record.
AAAUAUAUAUAUUACAAAUUACAAUUUAAGAUAAUAUUAAUUUGUAAAAUAUCUAAUACCUAUAUAAGAGUAAUAGGGUAUGGGGUAUUGGGGAAACAGAUUAACAAAACGCGCUCUGGUGGAAAUAAUUUGUACCUUCCGAUUCGGGAUAGAUUUUACUAGAAUCACAGAACCUAUAGUAAAAGUAUACUACUGUUUUAUUUUGUUUAAUUCGUUUAAAGUCGACAUACUUCUUCUUACUUGACGUACUUAAUCGUUAGGUGUUCCAUGUUAUACAUUUUUAUUUUCUAAAUAGAAUUAUGGAGUUAAACGUGCAUGAAAUGGAAAAUCAAGAGAAUAAGAAAAAUAAAAAUAAAAAUAAAAAGAAAAGCAAUAACUAUUGCAGUGUUUAUGGAUGUAAUAGUUUUUAUUUAACUAAUGAGUGUAUAAGUUUCCACCGAUUGCCAGAUUUAAACGAACCAAAAAUAUCAUGGAAAAAUAGUUUUGGGAUUGAAGAAUUGGUAAAUCGUCGCAGAAUUUGGGCUGUCAAGUUAAAGCUAUCUGAAGAAGCAUUAACAAAAAAGCAAUUACAGGUGUGUUCAAAACACUUUACUCCAAAUGAUUACUUGCCAGGAUUCAAUAGAAUACGUCAACGUCUUAGGCCUUUUGCAGUUCCUUCUGUAAAUUUACCAAAAUCCUCAGUUAUACUGCCUUCGCCCAAAAAGAGAUCAUCUCCAAAAAAAAGAGUAUAUCAAGACCAAAUUGAGGAUGAAUGUCAUGAUGAGAAUUUGAACAUUAGCUCUUCAACAUCAAUUCAAGUGGACGAUGAUAGUUUGACAUCCAACCAAACCAACGAUAUAACAGUUGCCAAUAAUAUUAUUAAUCAACUUAAAACCACACAAGACAACGGAACACAAGUGUCAAGUGGUGACCUUGUAACUCCAUUGAUUUCUUUAAUAGAUCACAAAAAAAAAUUAAUUACCAUGACCGGAAUUUGUUCUUUUAAUGCUUUAAAUGAAAUAAUUAAUUUGCACAAACAAUAUUUUCCUGAUAAGAGAACACACAGACUUAAUUUAAAAGAGCGUAUUAUAAUGGUAUUUUUAAAAUUAAAACAAGGUCUAUCAUUUGCUAUUUUAAGUAUUUUAUUUAAUGAUUUAACUUCUGAAACUUGUCGUUCGACCUAUAUUUUAAUGAUCCCCCAACUUGCCCAAAUAAUGCAGUCUUUGGUUUAUUGGCUUUCUAAGCAAGAAAUUUUAUCAAAUCUUCCAUUUUGCUUUGACAAUUUUAACAAUGUAAGGGUGGUACUUGAUUGUACAGAAAUUUCUGUGCAAAGGCCUAAAUGUUUAACAUGUCGUAUUAAAUGUUAUAGUAAUUACAAAUCUACCUUCACCUUAAAGUUUUUAGUAGGGAUUACUCCAGGCGGCUUAAUAAGUUUUAUAAGUAAACCUUAUGGUGGCAGAUCAUCAGACAAAGCUAUUUUCGAACAAAGCAAUAUAAUUGAAAAUAUGCAACCACCAGAUGCCAUCAUGGUUGAUAAAGGGUUUCUUAUUGAUGAUAUUUGUAAAAAAAAAAACAUUUCUAUAAUAAGACCACCUUUUUUAAAAAAUCAAACACAAUUUAAUAAGGAUGAUGCUCUAUUAUCUAAAAAUAUUGCCAAAGCCAGAGUUCAUAUUGAACGAAUAAACCAAAGAUUGAAAAGCUUUAAAAUUUUUCAACAGACAUUUCCCUGGGCACAUGUUCAUCUAGCUUCUGAUAUAAUGGCAAUAGUUGGAGGAUUAUGUAAUAUUAGUCCACCAAUUUUUUCUCUGGAUAAAUUUAAUAGUUAAUACCUUUUUUAUAUUUUCACUCAACACUAAGUAAUAAUGUACAUUUUAAUUUCUCAUUUCAUAAGUUUUGUA